This is a messenger RNA of Labrus mixtus (cuckoo wrasse), 1817 nucleotides long. RefSeq names its product ubiquitin-conjugating enzyme E2Na (gene ube2na). The transcript has 4 exons. The record is from RefSeq and is a predicted model, not a curated record. Lineage: Eukaryota; Metazoa; Chordata; Actinopteri; Labriformes; Labridae. The coding region runs from base 121 to 585 and encodes 154 amino acids.
CACAUUCCUGUCCUACCAUCGACGCUCAUGACGCAAUCAACCCGGAAGUCGUGUGUUUGCUGUCAAAGCCAACGGCAGAAAGAAAGCACUGAAAGCUAAAAAUCCCGCAUUUAAGACAAGAUGGCAGGACUGCCCCGCAGGAUCACAAAGGAAACUCAGCGUUUGCUGCAGGAGCCCGUCCCAGGCAUCAAGGCAGAGCCAGAUGAAAGCAACGCUCGCUACUUUCAUGUGGUCAUCGCCGGACCACAGGACUCACCUUUUGAGGGGGGCACGUUUAAACUUGAACUCUUUCUACCAGAGGAAUAUCCAAUGGCAGCUCCUAAAGUACGCUUCAUGACCAAAAUAUAUCAUCCCAAUGUAGACAAGUUGGGAAGAAUAUGUCUAGACAUUUUGAAAGAUAAAUGGUCGCCAGCUCUGCAGAUUCGCACAGUGCUGCUGUCGAUCCAGGCAUUACUAAGUGCACCCAACCCAGAUGAUCCUCUAGCAAAUGAUGUGGCGGAACAAUGGAAGUCUGAUGAAGUCCAAGCCAUAGAAACAGCCAAGACAUGGACCAGGAUUUACGCUGGAAGCAAAAAUGAAGUGUAAAGCAGCCCCAACAAGUGGAAGAUACAAGUGGAAGUAAAGUGGGAACACAACUCCUCAUGUUCUGCCAAGACCUCUUCUGACUUCAUUUGCAUUUAAAGGACACAGUCUUAAAUAUAUAAAUACAUAUGUAUUAUGAAAUAAACAUGAAUAUAUUGUAAAGGGAAAAAAAACAAAAAAAACAACUGCUGACAAUUGGUGAUUUAAAUGCACACUAGUAAUAAAAAUGACUUGUCGUCGUCCUAUCUCACUACUGUUGACAUGCAUGGGCAAAGGUUAGAUCUUCUCCGCUGGCUUUCUAUGUCCAUUGAUUUUUUGUAGGCUUGUGCCGACUGCUACUUUCACAAGCACGUUCGGGGGGGGGGUAUGGGGUAUGGGGAAUGUGUCCUAAGCCACACAUAACUGGUGGAAAUGUGAGUUUUGAAGCAGUGGAAUGGGGAGGGGAGGGGGCGUUGGCUACAUGUGGUCCAUAUUGUAAAUUAAAACACUUUUCUUUUAACUUUGUUUUCUUGUGUUUUGCUGUUUGCUUAUUAAAGUAGCUAACUACAGAGCCCACUGUACGUAUAGACACUUAACCGAUGGCGGACCAUUAUUUUUCUUCUGUGUGUAUGGCCGAGAGUGAUGCAGACAAACAAUGUUAAGCCUACUUCAAAUUAAAUCACAUAAAUCACAUCUGGCUACAAAAGAUACAAAUGAUAUGACUAAAAACCAAACUGAGCCUGCCACUGUCACGUGAAUUUUCUUCAACCACUCGGUGUAAACUGUAGGCUUGUGGAUGGUGUGGGAGAGUGUUAAGGGGAGGGUGAGCAUUGAGGACUUUUUUAGUAUUAGCACAUGUUUUAUCACCAUAUCCAGUCUUUUAUAUGUGUAUCUUCUGUGCUGUCGCCAUACUAACUCCUCUGCUUUCUGGUUUACUUCUUCUCAUGGCAUUUAUUUCACAAGGCAGUGGUGACAUUCGAGCUGUCAGUUGUGAUGGUGGAUGGUGUGCUGAGGGAACCUAUCGGAGUGACAGGAGAAGCUGGGUUGUUGGGGAAUAAAACCUCCAAAUGUUCAAUGAAGGCUCGACUCUCAUCCGUUUGUGAACGCUCUUUAACUGAAACGUCUGUAUUCACUUCACUGCUGUUAAAGUCAUUCAUUCUCUCUUAUCUGGGGACUCUCUCCUGUUCCCAGAGUGUUAUAAAACAGUCCACCUGCUACUUUUUAUGUUCUGUAAAUAAAAUCUGUUGAUUAAUAAA